AUGGUUCAGAAUUUCGCUGUUUUCCUGAUUCUUUCUCUUUUUGGCGGCUCACUGGGAACAACCACCUCACCUCAGCAACAAACUGACGCCUCAAAAUUACAAGACUUAUGCCAGGUAAGAAAUGCAUAAAGAUGUAAAAAGGACUACUGCGCCCUAGAUUAGGUACACCCAGAAAGCGUUUUAUUACUCUCACGUCGUUAUGAUCAUUUAUUAAAAAGUACCCGUUAAAAGUUUAUGGCAGUUUAUUUAAAAGUCCUCGCUUCAGCAUGAUCUUUCCUCGAAAACCUGAAGCCUGUCCAUUGUUAAUUGUUAAUUUUCUCUGAUUCCAUCCACAAUUCGAGACGAGAUAACGAUUUAAGAGGAUUAUGAUAUUCAAGGUUCAUUCCGUGCCUUGAAAACAAGGGAGACGGCUGGCGGGUAUAGACUUCGUCCAUUUUGGUUCGGAAUCAUUGUUUGCGUGACAGCCACAGGCGUGUAUGAACGUAUUUAUCGUUUCAAUUCCAAAUGAGAAGGAAAUAUAAAUAAUUACGCGAAUUAUUUUUCGUUGCUGUUCUAAAUUAAUCUAAGUAACUAUGACAUGCAUAAUUUCUUCGAGACAAGGUCUGAAAACUGGUAUGGAUUUUAGAGGCCAAGUCUGAAAACGGGUUUAAAAAUGACAUGAUUUGGUCUGAAAUAGAGUCAGGAUUUGGAGAACCGGGUGGCACACCACCACCGCCAAGAAUUCCUAGGAGUAUCCCCCGCCUCGAGUUAUCUAAGAUCCCGUUUCGUCUUCGUCUCUGCUAAGUGCAGGUCAUCUUUUUUUCAACUUCAGCGAUCUAUGCUGGGUUUCCCUGGUAUUCCUGGACCAAAUGGUAUACCGGGAGUGCCGGGAGUGCCGGGCGUCCCGGGGCCACACGGACCCCAGGGAAGAGAAGGUGUAAAAGGACAAAUUGGUGAUAAAGGAUCGGAUGGAAUGCCGGGUCCAAGAGGAGACAGAGGGCGCGAAGGACCCCCUGGGAAGAGUGGACCACGAGGAAUUCAGGGAAUGAAAGGACAGCGCGGAGCUGUGGGAAUUAAAGGAGAGCGAGGAAUUGUGGGAAAUCAAGGAAGAAAAGGAGACAAAGGAGAAAGCGCCAAAGCAAGUCAAGCAAGUGUAGUACCACAAACCAACUGGAAACAAUGUGUGUGGAAAUCAUACAGCGACACUGAUAACGGAAAGAUUAAGGUAAUUAGAAUAAGAAUCAUUAAUAACACACUCCAAAAAAAAUUUAUUCCUUUCUAAAUCAAAAUAAUUCAAAGAAGAACGUCUCCCCUCUUACUUACCGUUUGCCAACACAUUACAUAAAGAACUAAGUUACAUCUCCCUCCACUUUGGUUCUUUUUGAAAGAAAGAAAGAAAGAAAGAAAGAAAGAAAGAAAGAAAGAAAGAAAAAACAUCGUGCGUGUUAAAAUGAUUCCUGGCCAUGUGGAUAAGGACAACAACAAUUGAAGUUAUUACAUAGUUUUUAAAAAAUUAGAAAGUAUUCUUGACUGGAGUAGUUAAUAUCAAUCAUUACACUUGGUUACUCGCCUUACUACAAUAUGUUUGAUUUGUUUGAUUUUAUUCCAGGACUGUGCGUUUAACAAACUGCAGUCUAAUUCAGCGCUCAGAGUCUCAUUCCAGGGCAACAUGAGGGUCCAGGGUAACGACAAGUGCAAUCGCUGGUAUUUCAAGUUCAAUGGAAAUGAAUGCAGUGGACCAAUGACGAUUGAGGCUGCUGUUUACAACAACUGGUCAUCUGGGAACCCUAAUCUGCUGCAUCAUCGGUCAUUUGAGGGGUACUGUGAAAACAUCUCACAAGGGGCGGUCAGAGUGGAAUUAUGGGUAGGACAGUGCAGUGGCAACAACCUGGGUAAUGCUUACACUGGGUGGAAUUCAGUGUCCCUGAUAAUGAUUGAAGAAGUUUCUAGGCCCCAGUCCUAA
This is a messenger RNA of Porites lobata, 1942 nucleotides long. Lineage: Eukaryota; Metazoa; Cnidaria; Anthozoa; Scleractinia; Poritidae. The record is from the annotation of a GenBank genome assembly.